AUGGCACCGCUUGCUGUGAUCGAGAAAUCCAGUUUCUACCCGUCAGACGCCUUCUCAGCGCAGUGGGAACUGGCGCACGACGGUCUGGCCUUCAUGUUGGCGCUCUUUGGACUAGUUUACAGAUACGCCAUCCGCGGUGACGGGAACCCUCAACUAAAGCAGGGUGUUCUUGGCGCGUUUGUCAUCACCCGAGCAUGGUCAAUGCUGCAAGCAAGUGACAGUUGCAGUGCACUUCCCCUUUCUUGCGGAGCGCCCUUGAGCUACUUUAACUGGGAAAUGAUUCUACAAGGCUCUGGCGCUGCUGUUGAGAGUGUGCUGGCAUUUGGAGCAGCAGCUGUUGCGAUGGAGUUCGGGUUCUCAAAAGGCUGGGUGAAGAAGUUUCCCUCGAACUAA
This is a messenger RNA of Guillardia theta CCMP2712, 393 nucleotides long. RefSeq lists its product as hypothetical. The transcript is spliced from 5 exons. NCBI's taxonomy places the organism in Eukaryota, Cryptophyceae, Pyrenomonadales, Geminigeraceae. The record is from RefSeq and is a predicted model, not a curated record. The coding region runs from base 1 to 393 and encodes 130 amino acids.